Messenger RNA from Aegilops tauschii subsp. strangulata, 798 nucleotides. The record is from RefSeq and is a predicted model, not a curated record. NCBI's taxonomy places the organism in Eukaryota, Viridiplantae, Streptophyta, Magnoliopsida, Poales, Poaceae.
AUGGUUAUACCUUCAACGUGUGGGUCGCCUGCUUCUUGCUCCUCUCUUCAACUCAGCGCCAUCGGCUACCUCCCGGGGUUCUUGCACCACCCGACACCACCACCGCCUCCCCCUCGGCUACCGGAGUCCAAGCAGAUUUGUAAAGAAAAAAAGAAAACACAACCACACACGCAGCGCACACGGGCUCGCCUCCUCUCCCUCGCCCAUGAAGUCAUCGCCGCGGCCGCCGCCCAUGCCGGCUGCUUCCGGCGACCUCCGGCGCAGAGCGGCACGCUCCAAGCUGCCCACGUUGGGGCACGCCAUGGGAGUUCCCCAUCCACCACGGUCGUCGCCGUCAAGGGAUUCUUCAAGGAGAUGUCAAGGACGCCAUGGACAUGCAGCUCCUCAAGCGGGGGAUCACAGAUUCACAGAUGUAAGGAUCGGGAGAAUUGGGCCUCACAUUAUUUUUUCCAGAAUUGGGUGUUGGUGCUCUCUAAACUGAAUUGAGUGAGCUAAAUCUGUGCAUCAAAAUUGUAGUCUGUAGCUUUAUGUGUUACGUCUUAAGAUUGAACUUGAAGAUUGCCUUUGGGAGUAGUUUUAGUUGGUAGAUGUUUCAGGCUCCAAAUACGCACACAUUAUGUGCUUAAUGUGUGGCAUAAACAUGAUCAGUUUUAUGCUUAGAAACCAAAUCACUGUCCACCCAUUUUAUUUCUUCAUGAGUAUUUUGUGUUGAAAUCAGAUCACCGUUCACCUGUUCUCGUACUAUUGUCUUUAACUUAUUUUGCUGAUUCUUAAUAAAAUGCUCAGUUCAGGAUGUGA